This is a messenger RNA of Closterium sp. NIES-65, 4449 nucleotides long. Lineage: Eukaryota; Viridiplantae; Streptophyta; Zygnematophyceae; Desmidiales; Closteriaceae. The record is from the annotation of a GenBank genome assembly.
AUGUGCCUCGGAGGGCACCUCACCGCCUCCUCCGUGUUCCACGUGCUCACACUGCUCGAGGUGCGUCUUUCCUUGCUCCUCAGUCGAGCAGGGUUGACAAACCUGCUACUCAUGGAGCAGUUGAUAUGCGUGUUCUCACAGCGCCCACUCAUGGAGGCGCGUGUUCUCACAGCGCCCACUCAUGGAGGCGCGUGUUCUCACAGCGCGCACUCAUGGAGGCGCGUGUUCUCACAGCGCCCACUCAUGGAGGCGCGUGUUCUCACAGCGCCCACUCAUGGAGGCGCGUGUUCUCACAGCGCGCACUCAUGGUGGCGCGUGGGAGGGUAUUGGAUCGGAUUGACUGGGAUGGUCAUUGUGCGCUGUUGCUACUUUCUGGACGACACUACCAAACCCCACGGAGCCACGCACAAGGGAGCCCCUUCUCAGAACGGAUAUGCAGCACUGCUCCCAGAAGCGCGCCACUAUGCCCUUGAGGCGAUGUUUGAGUUCACUGUUGAGACGUCUCAAAAGAUGUUUGAGUCCACGCAAGGAGCGAAUUCACAGAAUGGCUCGGCAUUGCUCCCAGAGGAGUUGACUUUUGCGUCGACUCAAAAGAAUUCACACAAUGGUUCUGCAUUGCUCCCAGAGGAGCGCCGCUACGCCAGUGCCACCCAAACCACCACCACCAUGCCUCUCAAAUCCACAGCUACUGCUCUCACAGCACCGACUCUCCAGUCCCCGCCAUCGUUGGAGCUCGCCUCACUGCCCUGCCACAGCCUCUCCUCCUCCUCCUCUGCUCCCACACGCCUUCCUUCCACCCCCCGUGCUGCCUUGGUGCUUGAAGGGGCUUCUUUUUCUUGGGGAGAAGCAGUGGGAGAAGCUCGGUGCGAGGGGGAGAUGGAGGACGAAGAGAAAGGAGAAGGAUUGAGCAGAAGGAGGGAGAGCCAUGCACUUCAAGUGGCAUCGGCAGGGCAUGUAUUUGAUCUCUCUGAGACUCCCUCCACGGGCUUUGGCUGCACGGACGAUGGGUGCAGGGGCUAUGGCACAGGUUAUGGCACGGGCUACAACAGAAGCAGCUGCAGCGUCGCACACGUCCCCUCAGCUUUCCGCAUGUGUUUCCCGCAGCGGUUCAUGGGCUCUCAUGCUGCUGGUCUUUCCCCUGCUGCAGCUUCUGCUUCUUCUUCUGCUGCUGAUGCUGCUGCAGUGAGUGCGCCUGUGACUGCACAGGGGGGGCAAGAGCGGCAGAAGGAGAUGGGCUGGCGGGACGAUGCACCGAGCGGGCGGGUGGAGGGAGUGAGCGUGAGGCUGGGAGAGGCGGAGCUGCUGGGAGUGACUGGCAAGACGGGCAGUGGCAAGUCGUUGCUGCUGCUGGGUAUUCUGGGGGAAGUGCCUCUCUCAUCCGGCGCCAUGCACCGCUCCGUGCCCUCCCUCGCCUAUGCAUCGCAACAGGUCUGCCUCCCACUCGCCUCUCUCUCACCCUUCCCGGUCGAUCGCUCACGGCGCGGACACUCCCGCGAGCGUGGGCGGUCGCUGGAGCGGUCUCCGCGGAGGCCAGAUCGAUCGCCGCGAAGGCCUGCCUUUCGGGCGGAUCAGGUGCCUCUCGGGCAUGAACGCCGAGAGGAAGGAUCUGCACAAGGAAGAGCCGGCGGAUCGGAAUCGGCCAUGGUGAGGAGUGAUCCGUGGCGGACGGAAACGCGCCAUGGGGGUGGCGAUCUGGGAUAUCGCCAGGAGACGGGAGCGUAUCGCUCGCCGGAUGCAAGUUAUCGCCGUCGCGAAGAUCGGAGGCGCGGGCGAGGCUUGGAAGGACUGUUUUCGGGCCGAGAGGGAGACCUCAACGCUGGCGGAGUAGAAGAAAGCGACGCGGCGGACACCUCGCAGGAGUCCGAGCACGGCGAUGCGGCGGAGAACGGCGCCGACGGCCGGAAGGAGGACGUGAGCAAGCAGCGCGACGUGCCUGCAGAAGCAACAGAAGCAGAUCUCGCGCAGGCGAGCGUGGCGGCAGAGACAAGCGCGGUGGAGGCGGACGGAACGAGCGGUGCUCGAAACCCGCCGCGCAACGGAGAGGAGCGUGGCAGCGGGAGGCGUAGCAGCAGCUCGCGCUCUCCAGAUUUGCGUCAGCAAUGCGACGCGGGAUGCGGCGACGGCGUGCGCUCGCCAGAUCAUCGGCGCACUUGUGAUGGGGGGCGCGGCGACGGCAUGCGCUCGCCAGAUCCGCGGCGCACUCGUGAUGGGGGACGCGGCGAUGGUGUGCGCUCGCCAGAUCCGCGACGCACUCGUGAUGGGGGAAGCGGCGACGGCGUGCGCUCGCCAGAUCCGCGGCGCACUCGUGAUGGGGGACGCGGCGACGGCGUGCGCUCGCCAGAUCCGCGGCGCACUCGUGAUGGGGGACGCGGCGACGGCAUGCGCUCGACAGAUCCGCGGCGCGCUCGUGAUGGGGGACGCGGCGAUGGUGUGCGCUCGCCAGAUCCGCGACGCACUCGUGAUGGGGGAAGCGGCGACGGCGUGCGCUCGCCAGAUCCGCGGCGCACACGUGAUGGGGGACGCGGCGACGGCGUGCGCUCGCCAGAUCCGCGGCGCACUCGUGAAAAGGGACGCGGCGACGGCAUGCGCUCGCCAGAUCCGUGGCCGCUGCAUGAGAGGAGACACGGAAGUGGAUACCACUCGCCAGAUUCGAGGCAACACCGGGACAGUGGGCGCGGGGGCAGCACGCACUCACUAGAUCCGCGGAGAAAUCGCGACGGGAGAAGCAGAGGGGAUUCGCGCUCGCCAGAGCCUCGUUACUCGCGUGAUGAGAGACGCGGAGGAGGCAAUCGCUCGCCGGACAUGCAACGGUACCGUGGAGAGAAGUGGGGAGACAAGGCGCACUCGCCCGACUGGCGCCUGCGUCAUGGGGAAAGCCGGGGAGGCGGAUAUCGCUCACCGCAUCGGCAGCAGAGCAGGGAUGGGAGGCGCGGUGGUGGGUCUCGAUCGCCUGGCCGGUAUUGGCAGCACGACGGAAGAUGUGCCGGACAGGGAGGGCGGGAGCAACAUGGCGAUAGAGAAGAAAGCAGUGGGCUGGUGCACAGCCUGGAGCGAGCCAAGGAAGCAAGGGAGGGCCUACAGCGGGCAAAAGGAAGGGGAGCAUCAGGGAGAUUGGUGGGAGGGCCGAGCAAGGCAUGGGGAGAAGGAAGGGGAGGCACGGCCGUGGGCAUGAGGGUGGAGCCACUCCUCAUCGAAGGGACGGUGCGAGACAACAUCCUAUUCGGCACACCGCUAGACGAGGCACUGUACGCCAAGGUGUUGGACGCCUGUGCUCUGCACUCGGACUUGGCUCUGUGGCCAUGUGGUGAUGCCUCAUUGGUGGAGGAGGGCGGCGGCAACCUCAGUGGCGGGCAGAGGGCGCGCGUUUCGCUUGCCCGGGCGGCGUAUGCUGCACUUCACUGCAAGAUGACUGCUGAGUCGGCGUAUGCCACCCUGCACCGCUGCUCUGCCACACCACAGUUGCACGCUGAUAAUAAUGGUGGCUGCGACAAUCGCCAUAGCAACAGUAGAGACAAUCGCAGUAACAAUAGCAGCAGCAGCAGCAGCAGCAGCAGCAGCAGCAGCAGGGGUGCUCCCCCACCCGUGCUGGUCCUCCUGGACGACCCGCUAGCCGCGUUGGAUCCAGCCGUUGCCAGCCACGUGUUUCAGCAGUGCGUGUGUGGGCUGCUGGCAGGGCUGCCCCGGAUUGUCGUCACUCACCACGUGCAAUACCUUGGCAGCUGCGACAGAGUGUUGCUGCUGGAUGACGAUACAGCAGCGGCGUGUGGUGCGUGGAGUGACCUCUGCGCCCUGCCCUCUGCUCAACAACACUGGGGAAAUCACCCUCCGGGCCCGGAUUUUUCGGACGUUUCUGAUGAUUCCGGCACUUGCAGUGACAGUGCUUCGGGAGAAGCAGCAGCAGCAGCAGCAUCAGCAGCAGCGGAGCUGAGAGGCGGGGAGGAGGGAGUGCUGGAGGCGAGUGGCUCCACAGAGGGCGAUGAGCAAGGCCUGCUGGACGUGGAGGGAUGGCAGCAUGGUGCCAUCCCUAUGUCGGUGUUUUGGGGCUACGCCAGACAGAUGGGCGUGCUGCCCCUGCUGCUCAUCGCAGCUCUCUUCCUCGCCGCACACGUCUCAAACUGCCUCGCAAGCUGGUUCCUGGGCGUGUGGACGGACACGCCCCACACCAUACACCACCCGCUUCUCACCCUCACGGCCAUCGCCCUCUCCUGUGUGGCUCUCUCUCUCCUCGCCUCGCUGCUCUUCCACCGCGCUGCUCUGCGCGCCUCCUCCUGCCUUCACUCACGCAUGCUGGCCUCCGUGCUCGCCUCGCCGCUCGCCUUCUUCCACCGCAACCCCACCGGGCGCGUGCUGAACCGGUUCAGUGAGGACCUCGGGGUGACGGACGACGUGCUGCCAGAAAUGCUGCUGGGAUUCGUCAAUGUGAGUGGGAGUAUGGUAGGGAUGGGGUGA